Molecule: messenger RNA, 489 nt
Organism: Guillardia theta CCMP2712
Lineage: Eukaryota; Cryptophyceae; Pyrenomonadales; Geminigeraceae
Exons: 1
Source: RefSeq, a predicted model, not a curated record
UCCCAGGUGACAUACGGGAGUGUCAUCCAACUCAAACACCUCGCGACAAGGAGAUUCCUAUCCGCCACUAACUUCAAGUACUUCCAUCCUUCUUCCUCCGGACAGCACCAGAUCAUCGCUGUAGACCAGGAGGACGGGUACACACACUGGCGCGUGAUGCCUCGUUCAGGGCAGCGGUGGGAGCUCGUCAAGGACGUUCCUGUCAAGAACGGCGAAGUGAUCCGCUUGUUGAAUUUGCGAACCGGCAGGAACCUGCACAGCCAUGACGGGCCAAUCUCUCCUCUCUCGAAGCAGCGGGAGGUCUCCAACUACGGAGAGGAGUACGGCUCGAUCGACUCCAACGACAACUGGAUCCUCAGAACAGAAGAUGAGUUCUGGUACAUGACGAAGCCUGUCGAGCUCAAGCACGCCCCUACCAAGAGCCCCCUGAUAUCGCGCGACGACUUUGACAACAAGAACUACACUUUUGGCUUCCAAGAAGUUGCGUGC